Molecule: messenger RNA, 321 nt
Organism: Prunus armeniaca (apricot)
Lineage: Eukaryota; Viridiplantae; Streptophyta; Magnoliopsida; Rosales; Rosaceae
Source: the annotation of a GenBank genome assembly
AUGACAGAGCAGCUAAAGAACGAGAUACUAGUUAAAAUACCUAGAAAUGAUAAGCCAUUGGCAACUAUUAUAGAAGGCAAAUGGUAUUAUGUUGGAAAGAGCGGCAGACCAACUUUAAAGCUAACCAGAACACAUAAAAGGAGAGUCCAUAGGCAAUACUGCACCUUCCUCAAGAAUAAGAAUAACACACAAGUACUUCUAGAGUUGGAACCUUCACAAUCACAAGCUCAAUCUGGACCUAUUCUAGCAGAAGGUCAAGAAGAUUGGAUUGAAGAAUAUGAAGAAGAACAAUUGGAUUACGAACCAUCUGCAGACGACUAG